Molecule: messenger RNA, 354 nt
Organism: Salvelinus namaycush (lake trout)
Lineage: Eukaryota; Metazoa; Chordata; Actinopteri; Salmoniformes; Salmonidae
Product: cornifelin homolog A-like
Exons: 4
Coding region: 1-354 (117 amino acids)
Source: RefSeq, a predicted model, not a curated record
AUGGAGAAAAAAGAAGCCUGCAAAUCUGGAUAUGGAGUGUGUGAUAGAGCAGUAAUGAGUCAACCCAAUACUCCGGCAAAGUGGAACUCAAGGAUUCUGGACUGUUGCAUUGACAGGAGGGUCUGUUUGUGUGGUACCUUCUGUUCAAUGUGCCUAGCCUGUCAGAUGGCUGAGAGGUAUGGUGAAUGCUUCUGUCUCCCCCUGCUGCCAAGAACUAUGAUGAUGAUGCGCACAUCAAUGAGAGAGAGAUACAACAUCCCGGGCAGCUUAAUUGAUGACUGGGCAGUGCACAUGUUCUGUGGACCCUGUGCUCUAUGUCAGAUGGCAAGAGAGAUGAAACACCAACUGGGUUGA